Dryobates pubescens (Downy woodpecker) is the source of this 1197-nucleotide messenger RNA. RefSeq names its product zinc finger protein 239. NCBI's taxonomy places the organism in Eukaryota, Metazoa, Chordata, Aves, Piciformes, Picidae. Gene Ontology annotation, biological process: regulation of transcription by RNA polymerase II. The record is from RefSeq and is a predicted model, not a curated record. The coding region runs from base 1 to 1173 and encodes 390 amino acids. The transcript has a single exon. Gene Ontology annotation, molecular function: RNA polymerase II cis-regulatory region sequence-specific DNA binding; DNA-binding transcription factor activity.
AUGGAGGAUGAUGUUGCUGAGGAGAAUGACUAUGAGGAGGAGUGUGAAGAGGUGGAUAACGAGCCUGAAGGUGACCAGGAUGAGGAGAAGGACGUUACAGAGGAGGCUGAAGCCAGAGCAGGUCUCUCUGUACCACCCAAGCAGCUGAAUCAGUGCUCUGAGUAUGGGGAGAGCUUCCCACCUGGCUCAGAGCCAGUGAAUCACCACUGCCCUCACCCUGGCUCCCAGCCCUUUGUCUGUGCGGACUGCGGCAAAAGCUUCAGCCACAGCUGUCACCUCUUUCGGCACCGCCGCACCCACACCGGUGAGAGGCCAUACAGUUGUGCUACUUGCGGCAAGAGCUUCAGUGACAAAUCUACCCUCACCAAGCACCUCAGUGUGCACAGCACUGAGGCCUUCACCUGCUGGGACUGCGGCAAGAGCUUCAAACACAGCUCUACCCUCACCAUCCACCGCCGCAUCCACACUGGAGAGAAGCUGUUCCCUUGUGCUGAGUGCAGCAAAAGCUUCACAACGAGUACCAGACUCAUCCAGCACCAACUCAUCCACAGCAGUGACAAACCGUACAGGAUUACCGAGUGCGGCAAGAGCCUCACCCAGAGCUAUACACUCAGCCAGCACCUUCACGUGAACAGCUCUAAGUCCUUCACCUGCAGGGACUGCGGCAAGAGCUUCAAACGCAGCUCUACCCUCACCAUUCACCGCCGCAUCCACACUGGUGAGAGGCCUUACAGAUGUACCGACUGUGGCAAGAGCUUUACUCAGAGUUAUAGCCUUACCCAGCACCACACCGUGCACAGCACUGAGAAGUCCUUCACGUGCAAGGACUGCAGCAAGAGCUUCAAAACCACCUCCACCCUCACCAUCCACCGCCGCACCCACACGGGAGAGAAGCUGUUCCCCUGUGCUGAGUGUGGCAAGAGUUUCACCACGAGCACUUCAUACAUUCGGCACCAACUCAUCCACAGCGGUGACAAACCAUACAGCUGUGCCUACUGUGGACAGAGCUUCACACAGAGCUCCAGUCUCAGCCAGCACCGUCGUGUGCACACUGGUGAGAAGCCAUUCACCUGCGCUGACUGUGGCAAGAGAUUCAGCAGCAGCUCCUCUCUCACCAAGCAUCGCCGAAGCCACACCAGUGACCAGCCCACAGUGCGGGAGAGGUACAAAUAGAUCCACCCAGAGCCCAUUGGGGUA